AUGCGCGCUUUGGCUACAGCUCCGGCACUAUCAAGCAUUGAAGGUGAGCUGGUACGGCGCCGGCUGCCUCUGAUAUAUGACUAUCUCUCGCCGCAGCCAUCGCAUCUUCUGAGCCUGUCCCUCGAUAGCCUUAAUGUGUCAACACCCGGCUCAUCCGCUUCUCCUGAGUCCCAAUGGCGCCUCCCGUCCAUAACCAGACCGGUCCCCAUGCCUCGCGGCCACCAUCUGAUAUAUUUCCCGCCUCAAGUCCCUUCAUCUGAACUCCUUCCAGACGGCUGUGAUGAAUUGCACUCUCCCGGCCAGCCAUACAAUCGCCGGAUGUGGGCUGGUGGAUCGGUCCGAUUUUUCGGUGAUGGAGGCCCGUUGCUUACUGGACAGCGAGCGGUCUGUGUCGAAGGGAUACGCGAGGUGAAUAUAAAAGGCAAGGAAGGCGAUGAAAAGAUUUUUGUUGGAAUCGAAAGACGGGUAGCCACCGUGGAUGAACAUGAGAGUGAUGAUGCUGUCCGGAGUAGAGUCUGGACGCAAUCCGAGGAGGAACAAGGAGCCAGUAUGGUAAUUGAAAGGCGUAACCUUGUCUUUAUGAGAGACAGAACAUCAAAGGAAAUUGAAGCUGCGAAAUCUGCUGCUAAUAUAUCUCCACGAAGGAUAAUGAAAACUGAAUUCUCCCAGACCAUCAUACCUUCCAAAUCACUUUUAUUCAGAUACUCUGCCCUUACAUUCAAUGCCCAUGCCAUCCACCUUGAUCGAGACUAUGCACGUAACGUCGAAGGAUACAACGACCUUCUUGUCCAUGGACCUCUUACGCUCACGAUCAUGCUCAGCACAUUCCAGAAACAUGCGGCUACAUUAGGACAGGCUGUAUCAAGUAUUGAGUAUCGAAACCUAGCCCCCCUUCUAGUGGAGCAUGAGAUGAAGGUAUGCGCUGCACGCAAGUCUAACGGAUCAACGGGGAGCUGGGAUAUCUGGGUAGAGGACAACAAUGGGGGACUGGCAGUUAAAGGAGCCAUCAAGACUGUGCCAGUUGAAUCCGACUAA
Trichophyton benhamiae CBS 112371 is the source of this 1035-nucleotide messenger RNA. RefSeq lists its product as uncharacterized. The record is from RefSeq and is a predicted model, not a curated record. The coding region runs from base 1 to 1035 and encodes 344 amino acids. The transcript is spliced from 2 exons. Gene Ontology annotation, molecular function: (3R)-hydroxyacyl-[acyl-carrier-protein] dehydratase activity. Gene Ontology annotation, cellular component: mitochondrion. Lineage: Eukaryota; Fungi; Ascomycota; Eurotiomycetes; Onygenales; Arthrodermataceae.